Molecule: messenger RNA, 719 nt
Organism: Equus quagga
Lineage: Eukaryota; Metazoa; Chordata; Mammalia; Perissodactyla; Equidae
Gene: GADD45GIP1
Product: GADD45G interacting protein 1
Exons: 2
Coding region: 10-678 (222 amino acids)
Cellular component (GO): nucleus
Source: RefSeq, a predicted model, not a curated record
ACGGCCAAGAUGGCGGCGCCCAUGCGGCAGGCGCGCUGCCUGCUCUGGCGGGCGGCGACCCUGGGCCCCGGCCCGCGGGGCUACCGGGCGCCGCCGCCCCCGCGCCGCUCGCCGGGGCCCUGGUGGCCGGACCCGGACGACCCGCUGACCCCGCGCUGGCAGCUGAGCCCGCGCUACGCGGCCAAGCAGUUCGCGCGGCACGGCGCCGCCUCCGGGGUGGCGGCCGGGGCGCUGUGGCCGUCCCGGGAGCGGCUGCGCGAGCUGGAGGCGGAGGAGCGCGAGUGGUGCCCGAGCCUGGCGGCCAUGCAGGAGGCGCUGCGGGCGCGGCAGCAGGCCGAGGAGCGGCAGCGGCAGGCCAGGGAGCAGCUCAUCGCAGAGCGCAUGGCCCAGAUGCCACAGAUGAUUGAGAGCUGGCGGCGGCAGCAACAGGAGCGCAGGGAGAAAGAGCGGGCGGACAAGGAGCGGCGGGCCCGGUUGCAGGCGGAGGCCCAGGAGCGCCUGGGCUACCACGUGGACCCGCGGAGCGCCCGCUUCCAGGAGCUGCUGCAGGACAUGGAGAAGCAGCAGCGCAAGCGCCUCAAGGAGGAAAGACAAAGACAGAAGAAGGAGGCCCGAGCAGCUGCGAUGGCUGCCGCCGCUGCCCAGGACCCAGCCGCCUCUGCGGCCCCCAGCUCCUGAGCUGUGUCCUUUCCCAAUAAAGCUGCUGCCUGCCCGCGCCA